Molecule: messenger RNA, 279 nt
Organism: Pisolithus orientalis
Lineage: Eukaryota; Fungi; Basidiomycota; Agaricomycetes; Boletales; Pisolithaceae
Exons: 2
Source: RefSeq, a predicted model, not a curated record
GACCAUGCAGCUUGGCUGCAUGACCUUCCUGACCAAUAUUUGGCUGAUGCCAUGUCCACUGCAAAGAAAACACCCACAGCCCAAGGUUUGAAGAACUACAAGUUACCUAAUGGUCGCAUUGCCCACUGGGAAGUUGACCACAGCCAUUCACACCUUAUUCUCAAGCCUUCUGUGAGCAAUGAUGAGAAUUUGAUUGCUGGAUCACCAGCAAAGAAGGCUCCUAUGGGUGACUUGAAAGCCUUAAAUGAGGAACUGGUUGAGAAACCAAACAAAUUGUAG